This is a messenger RNA of Culex quinquefasciatus (southern house mosquito), 1379 nucleotides long. Its product is annotated as transmembrane protein 134. NCBI's taxonomy places the organism in Eukaryota, Metazoa, Arthropoda, Insecta, Diptera, Culicidae. The transcript has 2 exons. The record is from RefSeq and is a predicted model, not a curated record. Bases 440 to 1006 code for a protein of 188 amino acids.
ACCUGUCAAACCGAACAAAAACAUUACUCGUCGCGUAGUUGAAUCAUAACUUUAUUUUUUUCGUAGAAAAUAAUUCCCGUAAAAAAAAGCCAUAAAUCUCGAAAAUGCAAAUACUCGCUGCUCAUUAACGCCGGAAGUACUGAUCCCCGUGUGCCGGAAGUUUUUUUUUGUGGGGGGAGGAAUAAUAGUGCUCAAUUUGCGUGAGAGAAAUCAAACGAAAGGAAAAGAUGUCCGUGCCAAGCAGAAGGUGGAACUGAAUAAUAAAUAAAAUUAUGUUGUUGCCCACUCGCGAAAAGUGAAAAUAUUUUUAUUUGGUGACAAAUCGCCAAAAUUGAUUCAAAUCCGCCGUCCGAAGAAUAGUGCUCAUCCGCGGGACCAGUGCGGAGUUGUUCGUAGAUUAGAACGUAAAAGCGUACAUAAAUAAAAACCAGCAAUCAGAAUGAUGAACUCCACUGGAAAUGGCCGUGGGCUAGGCGGUGCCGGAAGUGGCGCAGGCAAGGAACCUUCGAAGCGCUUCUCGAUCCACGACGCGUUCGAGGAGGAGACGGACGAGGUCAUUAAGGUGUACGGUUCCACGGUGAUAUCGACGCCGAUGCGGGCCAAGGCGAGAUCACCGGAUGAUGUUUCCAUUCGGGUGCAUCAUGACCAGCGGACCAGUCUAAAGUACACCGAUGAUACCACCUCCAGGGACAGCGACUCGUUGAUUCAGGAGUACGGCAACCUGUCCGGCACCGGCGAACACUACACCUACUGCUGGCGCCACCCAAAGGUACGGGAAAACUGGCGAACCGUGCUGGCCGCGGUCACGCUGCUCGUCAUCGGAACCGGACUGAUCGCGAUGGGCGCGUACGCCAUUGCGGAGCCCCACAACGGAUCGCAGGCGGCCGUGUUCUUCGUGGCCGGAUUCAUCUGCUUCGUGCCUGGGGCGUACCACGUGGUGUACAUCUGGCUAGCGGCCCGCGGUUACCGGGGCUUUGACUUUUACCAUCUGCCACUGUUUACGUAAAUCGUCGCCGGCGCAAGUAAGUAGUGAAACGAUUUUAGGCAACGCACUCAACUCAAUGCUGGCGAAAUCAUGCUCAUCACCAACCGCGCUCGCUGUUGCAAAUCGACAAGUGGAGUGUGCAGAAAUCGGACUUGAAACCCGCUCGAAAUGUGAUUAAUUGUAAGGUUUUUUUUUAUUUAGUACUAUUUAUACUAUACCUACUUUAUUUCUGGUUUUCAAAAUUUACAUACGUUAAUGAUGGCGUAAAGGAGCACUUAUAAAUUAUCAUACACGACCUUAUAAUACCCUAGACAAGCUAAGCGAUACGUUCAUUGACGGACUCUCUUAUGUAUAGAAAUAUAUAUAAUUUUUACAAGAGUUUAGCGAAAUCCAA